Messenger RNA from Peniophora sp. CBMAI 1063, 2085 nucleotides. The record is from the annotation of a GenBank genome assembly. NCBI's taxonomy places the organism in Eukaryota, Fungi, Basidiomycota, Agaricomycetes, Russulales, Peniophoraceae.
AUGGCCGACAGGAAGAUUCGCCAGGCGGAUGGGGUGCUCAAAGUCGUGCCCGAUCCUGGGCAGGUCGCGUUACCCGUUGAGGGAGAGAAGAACGUCUUGAUCACUUCUGCGCUGCCAUAUUGUAACAACGUCCCUCAUCUUGGCAACAUUAUCGGAAGUCUUCUGAGUGCAGACGUCUACAGCCGAUACUCCCGUACUCGGAACCGGAGAACGCUCUUCAUCUGCGGCACGGAUGAAUACGGAACGGCCACUGAGACACAAGCGCUCAAGGAGAACUUGACGCCCAAGGCUCUAUGCGACAAGUACAACGCGCUACACGUCGAGACGUACAAGUGGUUUGACCUGGCCUUCGACCAUUUCGGUCGUACGUCUGCGCCCAAACAUACAGAGAUCAGCCAGGAGAUCUACCUCAACCUCAAGAAGAAUGGCUACCUCAUCAAGCAGGAGAACGAGCAGACGUUCUGCGAGGGUUGUGACAAGUUCUUGGCCGACCGCUUCGUCGAGGGGACCUGCCCACACUGUAGCUACGAAGACGCCCGAGGCGACCAGUGCGACAAAUGCGCGCGCACGCUCGAUGCGGUCGAACUCAUCAACCCGCGUUGCCUCAUCAACAAGACGCACAAAAUCGUCACACGCUCCUCGGCGCACAUGUAUGUCCGUCUCGACCUACUCCAGCCCAAGACGGAGGCAUGGAUCAAGGAGAGCUACGCCAAGGGCAAGUGGUCGCAGAACGCUGUUAUCUCGUCUAGUGGCGAGAUUGUCGAUGCCAGGUUGAAGGCGGGCAUGAGGCCUAGCCCGGUGACGCGUGAUCUGAAGUGGGGUAUCCCUGUACCAGUACCGGAGGACGACCCUGACCAGGACAUGAAGGGCAAGGUACUCUACGUUUGGUUCGACGCCUGCAUCGGCUAUCCUAGUAUCACCGCCGACCUGACCGACGAUUGGAAGCAAUGGUGGUUCAACCCCGAGAACGUCGACCUGUACCAGUUCAUGGGCAAGGACAACACGUAUUUCCACACCAUCUACUUCCCGUCCGUGCAGAUCGGCGACGGUCGCAACUGGACGAAGCUACACCACCUGUCGACGACAGAGUACCUCAACUACGAGGGCGGCAAGUUCUCAAAGAGCCACAAUCGUGGUGUCUUCGGGCCUAUGGCGAAGGAGACGGGCAUCCCGCCAUCGGUGUGGAGGUAUUAUCUCAUCUCUGCGCGCCCGGAGAAUGCCGACUCGAUGUUCUCGUGGUCCGAAUGCGUUGCUGCCAACAACAACGUCCUCCUGAACAACUUCGGCAACUUCGUUAACCGCGCGCUCAAGUUCAUCACUGCGCAAUACAACGGCGUCCUCCCCGAUUCCCCCGAUGUUCCCGGCCCCCUCUCACCAAACGACCCCGUCGACGCAGGCUUCAUCACCGACGUGAACGCUCUCCUGCGCGAGUACGCUGACAACAUGGACGCCGUAAAGCUCCGUGCAGGCCAGCAGCUCGUCAUGGCCCUUUCCGCCCGCGGAAAUGAGUACCUCCAAGCCUCCGGUCUUAACAAGGCGCUCAUGGCCUCGGACCCCUCGCGCUGCGCACAAGUCCUCGUCCGCGCCGCCAACCUGAUCUACGCUCUUUCCGCCCUUGCCGAGCCGUUCAUGCCCGCCACUGCCACCGCCAUGCUCCAACAGCUCAACGCGCCGGCACGCGCAGUACCGCUCGAGCUCUCCAUUGAUCUUCUCCCCGGACACAAACUCGGCACGCCCGAGCAUUUGUUCAAGAAGAUCGAUGAAAAGAUGGCGGAUGUAUGGAGGGAUAAGUUCGCGGGUAACAAGCCCGCGGGCGAGGAGCCUGCUCCGAGCGCUGAUGCGACGCAUGUCGCGCCGGGGAUGUCGAAGCGUAAGGCGGGCAAAGCUGCGAAGGACGCGAAGCAGGCUGAGCGCACGGGUCCCAAGAGCGCGGAGGUGCUCGCGUGGGAGGCGAAGGUUGCUGAACAGGGGAAUGUGGUGCGCGCGGCGAAGGCGAAACCUAAGAGCCCGGAGAACGAUGCGGAGGUUGCGAAGGAGGUUGAGACGUUGAAGAAGUUGAAGGCGGAGCUUGCUGCUUUGCCUUGA